Molecule: messenger RNA, 600 nt
Organism: Trichomonas vaginalis G3
Lineage: Eukaryota; Parabasalia; Trichomonadida; Trichomonadidae
Exons: 1
Coding region: 1-600 (199 amino acids)
Source: RefSeq, a predicted model, not a curated record
AUGUCUUUAGUUGGUGAGAAAUUUUAUGAUUUUCUAUUUUGCGAUGAUAGCCAAUUAUCAUCAUUAGGUUUAGAUUUUUACACAUCUGUUGUUGAGUCAGAAAGUGCUACGUUUCUUAAUGAUUUAUUUUCAACUGUUUUACAGAAAAUUGGACUGUUUUUAGGCUCAUCUUUCAGCUUGCAAAGAAUAAGUGGCUGGAGAUUUGUUUAUAGUUUGUUGUUACAUAAUAUUGAUAUAUUGAACGGAACUGAGAAUUUGAUAUUGGAUUUGAUAUGUGAAAAAACAUCAAAUACAUUUGAUUCUGAUGUUAUUGAUAUUGUUUGCGAUAUUAUUUACGGACUAAUAGGGUUUGUUGAAAUUGAUGAAUUACACUGCAAAGGAAUGUUCGAAAUAUAUAAGUUAUGCCAAAAUCAAAGUUAUAACUCUUUAUAUGUUUGCUCUUCUUUCCUCAAAUUUAUUGCAACAUAUUACUCUGUCGUAGAAGUAAGUAAUGAAUUAUUUGAGUUUAUGUCUUCUUCUUUCAAUUUAAUUGAAGGGACAGAAAAGCAAGAAGAAUGCAAAAAUUUCUUAGAUUCAUACAGCGAAAUGAAAGCAAAAUAA